Messenger RNA from Auxenochlorella protothecoides, 819 nucleotides. RefSeq lists its product as hypothetical. Lineage: Eukaryota; Viridiplantae; Chlorophyta; Trebouxiophyceae; Chlorellales; Chlorellaceae. The transcript is spliced from 5 exons. The coding region runs from base 1 to 819 and encodes 272 amino acids. The record is from RefSeq and is a predicted model, not a curated record.
AUGUCGGAGCCGAUCCUGGAUGUGGUCCGCGGCCUGAGCACGGUGGCAUCCUUUGCCAUCGUGAUCAACCAGUUGAAGGAGACAUACUCCACCUUCUUCGUCAGCACGUGCGAGCACUGCCGCGGCACGGGCCUGCUCACCUGCCCCCACUGCCACGGCACAGCCACACUGCUGCGCCGCCCCGGCAUGCUGCUGGUGCGCACGCUGGCGGUGGCCAACAGCAGCGACGCGCUGUACGGCUGCGUUUUCUGCGGCGGCUACGCGCUGCCGGAGCUGUCCAUGGGUGGCGGCGGUAAUGACGAGAGCACUGCGGUGAAGGUGUAUGAGAACCUGCGCCAGGCGUUGGUCAACCGGUACCCCCUGCCCCACCGCAUGCCGGUGCUGGCCGGGACGGUGCCCUGCAAGACGUGCCAUGGAUCAGGCAAGGUGGCGCGCCUGACGCCCGUGACCGGGCGUGCGCUGGGGCUGGAGCGGGCGUGGAGCCGGGGGAUCACCUCGCGCCUGGGGCGGCGCUACCUCUUCAAGGAGAACCGGCCGGCGGACCGGCAGAGGCUGUUCAUGGAGUACCCGGGGGAGCCCCAGCCUGACGCGCACAGCAUGCCGGAUGUAGUGGAGAAGCCGCCCAUCGUGUACCCGCCAGGGCCCUUCCGAUCUGGGAGGGAGCCAUCCAUGCCGUUGCAAUUAGGGCCGUUCGAGAUCGUGCUGACCAACCGCGGGAACAUGGAGAACUUCAUCAUGCCGUUUAUAGAUUACGAUUCGGACGAGAACGAAGACAAUGUGGAAGAGGACGCUCGGCCCGAUGACAGUGGGGGAUGGUGA